Molecule: messenger RNA, 727 nt
Organism: Ipomoea nil (Japanese morning glory)
Lineage: Eukaryota; Viridiplantae; Streptophyta; Magnoliopsida; Solanales; Convolvulaceae
Product: elicitor-responsive protein 1-like
Exons: 5
Coding region: 49-579 (176 amino acids)
Source: RefSeq, a predicted model, not a curated record
UUAAAUUUGGACAUAUUGGGUCAUCUCGAUCUUUUACACAGAGGCGGCAUGGGAAGAGGAAUACUAGAAGUACUGCUAGUGGAUGAAGAAGGCAUUAAAGACAACCACAAAUGUAUUCUUGGUUGUUUAAACUGGCUGAAUCCUUGUAAGAAUGCAAGAAAGCCAUAUGUUUGUGUUCAAUAUGGGAAUCAACAACGCUUAAGCUGCGUGGCUAAGAGAGGAUCAGACAGGAAAAGAAUAUGGAAUGAGAAAUUCACAUUUGAGGUGGAGUAUCCAGACUUGGGCCUGGGAGAUGAAGAACAACCCCAAUAUAAACUCAUUUUCCGUGUCAUGAACAAGCAUAAAUUCUCCAAAGAUGAAUUUCUUGGAGAAGCAAGGAUUCAUGUGAAGGACAUCCUAUCACUGGGUAUGGAGAAAGGAAGGUACGAAGUAAGACAUCAGAAAUACAGAGUGGUGGAGUUAGACAAGACAUACUCUGGUGAUAUCUCUGCUGUCAUUACAUUCAUUAAGAUUGGAAAGGGAGAAGACAUUGCAAGCUGCAAAAGCAGUGAUAUACAAGCUAAUAAGAUUGUGAUUUGAAGUUGGGUUAGCAACAUUAGCUAAAAGAUUAUCCUCUUAACAUUAAUUAACUGAUAUAUUUAUUUGUUCGAUUGUCAAAUUGUAUUUUGUUAUUUUUCUCAACUAAAUGGUAAAAUUCUAUGUAUCUAAUUGUCAGUAUUAAUCUAAA